AUGGCUGCAAACGGUACAGCUCCCUCUUCUGCCAAUGAAGAGCAGAACAAAUUCUUCGAAGAUUUCGGCGUUUGGAAAGAAGCUCCUAUACUUAUAGGAAGCACCAAAUUCACACCAUUGCCAGAUGUUAAGAAUAUCAUGAUUACGGGAGGAGCGGGGUUUAUUGCGUGUUGGCUGGUACGACAUUUGACAUUGACAUACCCCGAUGCUUAUAAUAUUGUUUCUUUCGACAAGUUGGAUUACUGUGCUUCAUUGAAUAACACCCGGGCACUCAACGACAAGCGCAAUUUCACCUUCUAUCAUGGUGAUAUUACAAACCCAUCGGAAGUUGUAGACUGCUUGGAACGAUACAACAUCGACACAAUCUUUCAUUUCGCAGCACAAUCUCAUGUUGAUUUGAGUUUCGGAAAUUCAUAUGCCUUCACACACACAAAUGUUUAUGGUACCCACGUUCUUCUCGAAAGUGCCAAAAAGGUCGGGAUCAAAAAGUUCAUUCAUAUCUCUACGGAUGAGGUCUACGGAGAGGUCAAGGAUGAUGAUGAUGAUCUUUUGGAAACCAGCAUUUUGGCACCCACAAAUCCAUACGCUGCGAGCAAGGCAGCAGCCGAGAUGCUGGUACAUUCUUACCAGAAGAGCUUCAAGCUACCUGUGAUGAUUGUACGCAGUAACAAUGUUUACGGUCCACACCAAUAUCCCGAGAAAAUUAUUCCAAAAUUCAGUUGUUUACUCCAACGUGGACAACCAGUUGUAUUACAUGGAGAUGGAACUCCCACCAGAAGAUAUCUUUUCGCUGGUGAUGCAGCGGAUGCAUUUGAUACUAUUCUUCACAAGGGCACAAUUGGACAGAUCUACAAUGUUGGCUCAUACGAUGAGAUCUCCAACUUGACAUUAUGUUCAAAGUUACUCACAUACUUGAACAUCCCCCACAGCACCCAGGAAGAACUUCAUAAGUGGGUCAAGCAUACACAGGAUCGACCUUUCAACGAUCAUCGAUACGCAGUCGAUGGAACCAAGCUCAGACAAUUAGGUUGGGAUCAGAAGACCAGCUUCGAAAAUGGAAUGGCGAUCACUGUUGACUGGUAUCAGAGAUUUGGCGAAAGAUGGUGGGGUGAUAUCACCAAGGUCCUUACACCAUUCCCCACGGUUGCUGGUUCGGAAGUGGUCGGUGACGACAACAACACUGUUGAAGAACUUAGAGAAGAGAUGGUAGUCGACGCUGAUGAUAAUAUGAUUUUGGGCAAGAAGAGGAAGUUGAAUGGCGUUUCAGAUGGACUGGUUCAAGCAGUGGAAGCAUAG
Messenger RNA from Botrytis fragariae, 1296 nucleotides. RefSeq names its product putative dtdp-glucose -dehydratase protein. Gene Ontology annotation, biological process: nucleotide-sugar metabolic process. The coding region runs from base 1 to 1296 and encodes 431 amino acids. The record is from RefSeq and is a predicted model, not a curated record. NCBI's taxonomy places the organism in Eukaryota, Fungi, Ascomycota, Leotiomycetes, Helotiales, Sclerotiniaceae. Gene Ontology annotation, molecular function: dTDP-glucose 4,6-dehydratase activity. The transcript is spliced from 4 exons.